Molecule: messenger RNA, 630 nt
Organism: Aspergillus caelatus
Lineage: Eukaryota; Fungi; Ascomycota; Eurotiomycetes; Eurotiales; Aspergillaceae
Product: glycosyl hydrolase
Exons: 2
Coding region: 1-630 (209 amino acids)
Biological process (GO): carbohydrate metabolic process
Molecular function (GO): hydrolase activity, hydrolyzing O-glycosyl compounds
Source: RefSeq, a predicted model, not a curated record
AUGUGCGCAAUAUCUGAUCAAUCUAGUCGACAUUUCCCCCGCAUUCCUGCAGCAGCCCAAAAAGGCUGGUACGCCGACCCCGAAGCCCGCAUCUUCGACACCACCUACUGGCUCUACCCAACCUACAGCGCAGCUUACGAAACCCAAACCUUCUUCGACGCCUUCUCCUCCCCCGACCUCCUAACCUGGACCAAACACCCAACCAUCCUCAACCUAACCGCCAUCCCCUGGUCCACAAACCGCGCAGCCUGGGCCCCCUCCGUCACCCGCUCCCCGUUCACCGGCGAUUACUUCAUGUACUUCUCCGCGGGCGACGGAGCAGGCAUUGGCGUCGCGAAGUCUGUCUCCGGGGAGCCACAGGGUCCCUAUGAGGAUGUGUUGGGGAAGCCGUUAGUCGGGGAGACGGUGUUCGGGGCGGAGCCGAUCGAUGCGCAGGUGUUUGUUGAUGAGGAUCAACGCGUUUGGUUGUAUUUUGGCGGGUGGAGUCAUGCUGUUGUUGUUGAGUUGGGGAGUGAUAUGGUUAGUCUUAAAGGGGAUUACUUGGAGAUUACUCCCAAGGAAUAUGUGGAGGGUCCUUGGGUUUUGAAGAGAGGUGGGGUUUAUUAUUUUAUGUUUAGUGUUGGGGGGUAA